AGAAAACUGAAACGUACAUAUGGUAGCUUUACUUUCCGACCGCACGGGAAAGCAGCGGUUGCCCUGAGGACUUCAUUGGUGCUCUAGACAGGUUAAUUGUAAGUAGCUGUGUAACAGAAACGGCUAUGUUUGUUUUUGGCGGUGCGCACAGUUUGUAAUCUUCCAAUUUCGCAGUGAGUGAGGCUCUUGCUCUGGUGAAGGCUACAUGAUGACAAUGAAGUUUCCAGUGCCUGCCUUUGUCACCUGCUGUCAUAAAACACAUAGAACCUCUUAAAACACACUUGCUCCAAUAUCCAGCAUAUUCCUUGCCUUAUUGCUACCAUUCCACUGUACCAGCAUAUCCUCAAACAUUAUCUACCUGCUCAAUAAUUGCUGAGGUCUGUCAUUUGCUCUGAAAAGUUCCUCCUUAGUUGUUUCUCUCUUGAGAGAACCUCCAUUCCCAGAUGAUGCGGACGGACAACAAAGGCAGAAGCGCCUCCCCUCACAGGAUAACCUAUAAGUCUGACUUCCACGCCAUCAAAUGUUCAUUUGACACUGCGACCAGCCUACAACCAGGGACCAAAGCUGCUGCUGCAGCUGCACAGCGCUCUGCUGUUCACUCAACUAGGCUGCCAUCCAGCCUGUCAGAUCCCAUAAUGUCCCACACCAGCGCCACCACCAGUGCCAGCUCAUGCAACAGAGGGAGAGUCCACAGCACCAGGGGGAACAAAAUCCGAGACAACAUCUUCCUGCAAAUGGAUAACCAGCAGCUGAAACAAGAUGGUGGUUCAGUGCAGAGUUCUGGCUCUACACCCCUCCUUUCUCCCCAUAAUCCCAUUUUACAGCUUCAAACGUCACCUUUCUCUGCAUGCAGACGUUCGGUCGUUAGUCCCUCGUCUGUUCUCAGCACUGUGGCCAGCAUUUCUACUCCAGAAUCUUCUCUGCGAGAUAAAUCAUCCAGAUCAGAGGAAAUAACGGAUAUUGAUAGAGCUGCUCUAGCUCAGAAGUUCACUGUCACGCGGAGGUUGUUUGAGACCAAGGUGAUGGAGGUUGGAGGUGGUGGAGAGCAGGUUUUGAAAGGUUGGGGAAGCAAGGGGGUGACAAAUGGGAAAGGAGAAGGGGAAGAGGAGAUACAAGGAUUAAGCCAGGUUGAAAAGGAGGAUGAGGCAAGUGGGAUAAGGAAGGAGGAGGACAGGUUUGAUAAAGACAAAUCCAUAAACCUACCCAUCAUAAAUACUUCCUCUCCAAAGCCUCCUGCACAGGCCUCGCUGACAAGGCACCCUAAAUCUCCCAUAUCAGAUGACCCUAGUGAAUCAUCCAACGAAUCACCCUCCUGUCUCGACAAACACGCUCAAACCACAGCAUCACCAGCGGAAGAUGAAGGGACAGCAGGCCCAACUCUGGACCUCUACUUGACCCCUGAGGAGCCAGUGAGGGCAGAGCUAGUUGACGUAAAGAACGGGUCAUCAGAAAGUGAUGAAAAUGAAGAAGAAAAGGAGCAGACAGAGGACAAAAAGCAGCUUAAAGAUGAGGGGGAAAAGUACAAAGUUGUAGGAGAAAGUGUGCAGGAGCUAGUGGAUGAUGUUUUUGAAGGGCCCAGCGUGGAAACAGCAGGACCUCACAUGCUGGAAAACAGAGUGGAAUUGAGAGCGAGAGAUCCAGUUGUUCCCUCAGAAGAACACCAGAAGGAGUUAUCAGCCAGCAUGUCAUCAUGUAAAAGAGAGAGUGAGGAUGUCGGAGAUGGUGUAAGAGACAAGUAUCAGCAGGUGAAUGAAGAAUGGGAGGGUGAAAGGGAGGGGCAGAACAGACAGUUCAUUGCACAGGCUGAGAAGUCAACAAAAAAGGGGAACAACAGGGAGAAAAAGAUUGUUGCAGGAGUGGAAGAAAGUGCUGAAAGGACAGAGAGAGGCAUGAUGCAAGAGGAGGAUAAUGACAGAGGGGGGAAAGGUGGAGAAGAAGAAUGUAAACAAAGUGAAGAGGAGGAAAGAACCACGAAAGAAGAAGGUUUAACAUCUGAUGGAAAAGAUGAUGCAGAAAGAGGCAAAGACAAAGAGGACCAGACAGGAUCUGAAGUUAUCUGUGGGAUUGAAAAUGAGGCUUUUGCGUAUGAGCAGGAAUCCCACUCUCAACCAGAGCAUUCAAGACAGGAAUGUGAAAACUUUAAACAUGAAAAUCUUUCAUCGCAAUAUGAGGAAAUUCCUGGUCUGCCUGAAAUGUCCGAUCUGGAGGAGGAGGAGGAGGAGGAGGAGGAGGAUGCAGCAGAAGUUGCAAAGAGAAAGGUCAGGUUCACCUCAGCAAAAAUCAAGGUGUACAGCAUGUAUUCUAAUGCAGAGUACGACAGACACAAUGAGGACAUUGACCCGGUGUCCGCCUCGGCUGAGUUUGAGCUGGAGAAGAGGGUGGACAGGAUGGAUGUCUUCCCAGCGGAGAUAGAGAAGGGAGAUGAGGGUCUGGGCAUCAGUAUUAUAGGAAUGGGUGUGGGAGCUGACCAGGGACUGGAAAAGCUGGGAAUCUUUGUCAAGACAGUGACUGAAGGAGGAGCAACACAGAGGGACGGAAGGAUUCAGGUGAAUGAUCAGAUAGUGGAGGUGGAUGGAGUGAGUUUAGUUGGAGUUUCCCAACUGUUUGCAGCCACAGUCCUAAAGAAUACUUCAGGCCUUGUCAAGUUUCUGAUUGGCCGAGAGAAGGAGGGCGUGGAGAGCGAGGUGGCCAGACUGAUCAACGAAAGCCUGGAAAUGGAAAAAACAUCCACAAAGAGGGGAAAGGCUAGCAGGGAUGAGGAUAAUGAUGGCAGCAUGUCAGAGAAGUCAGUGGUUGAGGAGGAAGAGGAGGAGGAGGAAGAUGAAGAGGAGGACGUGUCUGUUCUUUCAAGUUUGGACAACUACCAGCUCUGCCUCAAAUACCAGCAGCUUCAGUUAAAAAUACGAAGCAGAACAGCCCAACUUCACCGCGCUAAAGAAAAGCUGAAGGCAUGGGAGGAGCAGCAGGUCGACUGGGAGAGCCAGAGGACUGAGCUGGAGCAAAGUGUGGAAGAUGGGGAGGAGAAAGCUGAAAAACUAGAGAAGUAUUGGCAAGAGGCCCAGACACUGUGCAGGGUUGUGAGCCAGCGACUGGCUGAUGCCCAGAGCCAAUCAGAAAGCUUGGAGAUCAAAUACAAUAAGGCCAAGAGACUGGUCAGAGAAUACCAGAGCAGAGAUGAGGAGAGGGACAACAGAGAAGCAGAGUUGAGAGGAGAAAUGGAGGAGAGAGAUAAGCUGCACAGAGAGACAGUUGAAAGACUGCAAAUCCAGAUAGCACAGCUAGAGAGAAAAGAGCUCGCACCUGAAAGAACGAACCACUCUGUGGAGCCUUCAGUCACAGGUCCGGACUGGUUAAUUCCAGUCCCUGAUACAGGACGAUUAGACUGCAGCGCUCACAUAGCCAGAGCUCAGCUGGCCCAGAAAUCCAAGCGCCACCCACCCUCUCGAGACAAACUCAGAGAGAGCUUUAGGAAACGGGAAGACGAAGGUCAGAAACCACCAGAGAGCCAGUCACUGUCUGCUCCGACAGCGAUGCAAAGGAGCAACAGAAGCAACCUGUCCAGUACUUCGUCUCUGUCAGCCUUCAGUCCUCAACCUCCCACCGGCUCCGUCUUCACUCCUCCCAUCUACAUCAAUGACAAUCUCACCCCCUCACCUUGCAAAUCCUCUGCAUCCAGAAAAUCCAAAAAGAAAUUUCCAGACUUCAGUGGCCUUCGCAAGUCUCUCACCAAAAGAAGAAGUGAGAAACACAGGAAAAGGUCCUUAAACAACAGGGGCUCGUGUGGUGACCUGGUGGAUGAGCCCGCUGGAGUUUCUCCGUCGGGUUCAAUCACCUCCAUGCCUUCUUGCCUGCCGUUCCCCUGGUUUGGGGAGCGAGGGAGAGAAAAAGAAGUUGACGGUGAGAGAGGCAGGGAGAGACUUCGGUCUGUGUCCAGCAGCAGCUUACCGUACUUGACCACCACAGGUAGAAGAGAUCAGACGUUGGACGAUGACCCAGUUCCCACCAAUAACAACAACCAGUGGCAAAGUCGACCCGUCUUGGAGUGGGACAACCAGCAGGUGUGUCUGUGGUUAAUCGCCAUGAACAUGGACGAGUACGCGUCUGAGUUCGCUGCCAGAGGUGUGGAUGGGACGCAGCUGCUCAACAUGGACAGUGAGAAACUUAAGGCUCUGGGAGUGUGCAGUCAGAGCGACCGGUCUGCCAUCAAGAGGAAGCUGAAGGACAUUAAGAAAAGAGAGAAGAGGCUGAAAGAGGACAAGGAGAAAGAGAGGACCACAGUUUUGGAUAAGGAGGGUGAAAACAAAGAGAAAGCAAGGAUGAUGAUGGAAGAGAAGUCAGUAAAUGAUGCCAGACACAGUGGAAAGACUGUAAGAACUGAGUCACUCUUGUAAAAGGAAAGGGGUGAUGUUGGAGAUGCACCACCAGCAUGAGGGCGUGUUUGCAGCCUGACAUGCACAAAAAGACACACUUGAUAACCUUGAACCAAUUUCUGUUUAGUCAAUAGAAACCGCUAGAUCUACUGCACACAUCCUCUGUUGUUCACAUCUUAAUACUAAUCAUUUAGGAUACAGAACGCUGGUUGGUUUUUAAUUGAUAGAAAGAUCUUUGGACCAGAGCAGAGACUGACUGGAGCACCAAAGUUCACAACCACAGCAGAUGUUUCUCAGUAUAUGUCGGUUGUAAAGUGUGUGACAAACUGUUUGACUGUGGUUUUUUUAUUUUAUUUAUCAUGAACUGUAAAUUAUCCUUAGAAUAAUUUUAAUAUUUAACAUUGUGCUCAUUUUAGCACUCAUAUAUUUGCUGUAAAUGUUUUUUUAAUGUAUUAAUAAAUAACUCUUUAAACUUG
This is a messenger RNA of Centropristis striata (black sea bass), 4846 nucleotides long. RefSeq names its product neurabin-1-like. The record is from RefSeq and is a predicted model, not a curated record. Gene Ontology annotation, biological process: calcium-mediated signaling; neuron projection development; actin filament organization. The transcript has 18 exons. Bases 444 to 4391 code for a protein of 1315 amino acids. Gene Ontology annotation, cellular component: cytoplasm; postsynaptic density; dendrite. Gene Ontology annotation, molecular function: actin filament binding. NCBI's taxonomy places the organism in Eukaryota, Metazoa, Chordata, Actinopteri, Perciformes, Serranidae.